GACCAUGUGUUCUCUUAAGUAGUACGGCAUGGCAGCAGUGCAGACUUAGUAUUUCGCGCUUUAUUUUAGUUUCUAUUUUAUUGUUACGCUCAAAACAACUUCCCUUAACGCGCUCUCCCCUGUAAUAUUUAAAAAUGAAUUUUUUUGUGUGUUUAUGAUUUCUAAUUAUUUUAUAUUGUUAUUUUUUUAUUAAUUUAGUUAAGGUUAAGUUUUUAAACGUAGUAAAAAUAGUGCAUUAAAAAUGGAAAAAAGUGUAAACAUUGAUAUGCUUAUGGAUAAAUUAGGAGAUUUCGGAACCUAUCAAUGUAGACAAUUUUUACUACAUCUACUGUCAGCAUUCACUGCUGGACUACACAUGAUGACUUUAGCUACCGUUGCUGCAGAACCUCAAUAUAUUUGUGCUAAUACGAUACAGCCUGAAUCAAAUAUGACAAAUUGGUUUGCGACACCUGAGAUAUUUAAUGAUUCGUGUAAAGUAAUGAAUGAUUUCAACGAAACUGUGGCUUGUGAAAAAUGGAUAUUUGAUAGAACAUACUACGAAGAUACUAGAACUACAGAGUGGAUGAUGAUUUGCGAUAACCGAUGGAUGGGAUCUCUUGCACGGAUGAGUUAUAUGCUUGGAGUGUUUACCGGUUCAGUUGUACUUGGCAGUCUGGCUGAUAAAUUUGGCCGUAAGACAAUUUUCUGCAUUUCAGCUGUAGCACAACUGAUUCUUGGAAUUGGGGUUGCAUUUCUUCAUGAAUAUUGGAUAUUUAUAGCAACCACAUUUGUGUAUGGGAUUUUUGGUUCGUCUGGAUCUUAUAUAUCAGGAUUUGUUUUGACUACGGAGUUAGUAGGACCCUCAAAGCGUUCUGUUUGUGGGAUUUUAUUCCAAGCGACAUUUGCUCUUGGUAUUAUGGGCGUAUCCGUAUGGGGAUAUUUUAUCAAAGACAUAUUUUUACUUCAAAUUAUAUACGGCUUACAUAGCUUAUUAUUAAUUCCUCAUUACUGGUUAAUCGACGAGUCUCCACGAUGGUUGUGGGGACAAGGAAGAAAAGAAGAAGCAUUUAAUAUAAUACAAAAAGCACUGAAAACUAAUAAUAAGACACUGGCAUUACCGUUAGAAAAAGAACAAGUUGUACUAGACAAGGAUGGCAGCGAAAUAAAAAAUCACCAAGACGUCCAAUCGUUUUCAAUAUUAGAUUUGUUCAAAACUCCAAACCUGAGAAAGAAUACAAUGAACAUUUGCUUAUUUUGGUUUGCUGCUAGUUUUGGGUACUAUGGUAUUUCAUUCCAAACUGGAAAAUUAAAAGGUGAUCCAUAUUUGAUGUUAUUUGUGAUGGCCGGAGUUGAAAUGCCAAGUUAUAUAUUUGUAACAUUAGCAAUGGAUCGUUUAGGAAGACGAUUUCUCAACAGCUCUAUGAUGAUUAUUGGAGGAACCGCUUUAUUAGCUUCUGCUUUCCUUCCUAUGAUAUCAGAAUCAAUAUCUAUUAGUGCUGCGUUUAUUGGAAAGUUUUGCAUUGCCGGAGCAUUUGCUAUCAUAUAUAAUUAUACAGUAGAACUCUAUCCUACUGUGGUUCGAAAUACUGCCAUUGGACUAGGAAGCAUGUUUGCUCGUUUAGCAGGAGGUUUUACUCCUUUGGUUACACUAUUGGAUUCCUUUGAUUCAAAAGCUCCGACAAUAACAUUUGCUUUAGUUACACUUUUAAGUGGUAUUUUGAGUACUCUACUUCCCGAGACACUUGAUACAACAAUGCCCCAAACCAUGGAAGAGGGUGAAGAAUUCGGAAAAGGUGACACAUGUUUCUCAACUGGAUGUUUUGGUCGUUCAAAAAAAUUGUCGAAAGAAAAAGAUAUACCACUAGAAAGUUACAAGUCAUAAAAUAAAACCGCUUUGUAAUCAUUUAUUUUAA
Molecule: messenger RNA, 1892 nt
Organism: Sipha flava (yellow sugarcane aphid)
Lineage: Eukaryota; Metazoa; Arthropoda; Insecta; Hemiptera; Aphididae
Product: organic cation transporter protein
Exons: 10
Coding region: 242-1861 (539 amino acids)
Biological process (GO): transmembrane transport
Cellular component (GO): membrane
Molecular function (GO): transmembrane transporter activity
Source: RefSeq, a predicted model, not a curated record